Messenger RNA from Esox lucius (northern pike), 4344 nucleotides. RefSeq names its product stromal interaction molecule 2b (gene stim2b). The transcript is spliced from 12 exons. Gene Ontology annotation, molecular function: calcium ion binding; calcium channel regulator activity; protein binding. Bases 1364 to 3490 code for a protein of 708 amino acids. The record is from RefSeq and is a predicted model, not a curated record. NCBI's taxonomy places the organism in Eukaryota, Metazoa, Chordata, Actinopteri, Esociformes, Esocidae. Gene Ontology annotation, biological process: activation of store-operated calcium channel activity; intracellular calcium ion homeostasis; store-operated calcium entry. Gene Ontology annotation, cellular component: plasma membrane; endoplasmic reticulum.
GGAAGUGGAGAACAAUAGAGCGAAAAGCAUCCGCGUCACACCGUGGAGACUAAAAACACCCUCGAAGUUUCUGAGGAGAAUUCCUUUGCUUCGGAUUAAGGCUCAACAAUUCGACAGGGAAGUUUAAUUGUUAAAGCACAUUUUCCUGUGUCUGCUUGAUGCACACUUUUCAGUUUACACGUUUCAGUGUUACUGCCACACUCUACCUCCCGCCAAACAAACAAGUUGUUACAAUGUAUCACCUUCCCGCAGACGUCCCCCCACGCGGGAGACAGAAAAUACAUUUGCUGAUGUCAAGUGAUUUGCAUACCGACUUCCGCCCCAUGGUUUUAGUUCUACAUCUGCCGGCAAGCAGUUGAGACGCCGAGGGAAGGAGGCUCUCAGAAGCUGUCAAACAAGGAUAUGAAAACCUGACAUUAACUUUUCAAUAGCCUAUAUAAAAGUAGGCGAACGUGGUAGUGGACGUCUGUCGAGCUGACGCGGUAGAGGAACUUGAAAGAAUAGAGACAUAAAUGAGAUGAAUUCCUUUUUUUUGCUGAGUGGAUUUGCUACUUUAAUUUGAGGAGGCGGACCUCUGACUGCGUGUUCAAUAUGCUGAAAGAAAGCCCAAUGUGUGCAUACUGUAUGUGGAAGUACAGAGACUUUUGUAUUUAUUCAGUGAUGAAUAUCUUCUACAUUGCACUUUAAACCGCGUUGGAUUAACAGCUUGUUUUCCUGGCAGAGGGCUAUAAGUGUAUUCAUUUGGUCGUGUUUUUUUGUUCACAAGGAAGAUUCCAUACUUCUAGCGAUUUGCACUUUUUUCAUUUAAAGUUCACUUUAACGAAGUAUGCUAUGCUACCGGUUUAUCUAAUUUAACCAACAUUUCAGUCGUUUUAUAAGGUCUGAAAUCCAAAGCCUGGCUAGCGUUUGAAGGAAAUCGCUUGACGUCUAGCUUGAGCUACUUCUUGCAAUGCCACGCACUGGAGUAUCAUUUUCGGAUGGAGUUUUUAAGUCCUGUAGGCCUAUCCAAAUUUCACGUUUCGAACACUUGAAUUAGAUAUUUUUUUUUUAGACAGGUCUAGCCUAUUCAUUAUCUUUAUUACACCCAUAUACCCAUUGGAUAAUGUAUUCUAUUUAUAUGACGUGAUAUUUAUCUAAACACUGCGGGUUUUAAAGUUGGUGCAUUUUUAUCUAAUAAUUGUUGUGUCUCUGACGUUCCAUUCUUGUGACUCAACACAUUCGAAUAUUUCUGCCCAAAACGCAAUUCUCAACGUAGUCUUGGCGCCCGGCGGAUACCUCGGAUAAAGCCUUCUAUUUCGGGAUAGCCAUUAUUGUCUGAUUUAUUCUCUCGUCACGCGGAAAAUAAUUAGUGGCUUCCCUCACGAUGAGUUUCUUCUACCAAGCCGUGCUUCUAUUGCUACGUGGACUCGUCAUCUCUGCAGUACUGGGAUUGGAAAGCAGCUAUUCAAACGAUCUGUCGACCCGUGCAUCUGAUGCCGCAAUUGUAGCUACAGAUCCCUGUCUGACGGUGAUGCCGCCAUGCAUGGGCGACGCCGACCGGUUCAGCCUUGAGGCCCUUCGCGUCAUCCACAAACAACUAGACGACGACAACGAUGGGGGCAUUGAGGUCAACGAGAGCGUGGAGUUUAUUCGAGAAGAUAUGAAGCAGCAGCAAACCAACAAACACAGUAACCUACAUAGAGAAGACCAACACAUCACUGUGGAGGAGCUGUGGAAAGGAUGGAAGGCCUCAGAAGUUCAUAACUGGACGACAGAUGACACCGUCCGGUGGCUGAAGGAAUCGGUGGAGCUGCCUCAGUACGAGAGGAACUUCAGAGACUUCCGGAUCAACGGCAACACGCUGCCUCGGUUAGCGGCGAACGAACCGUCCUUCAUGUCUGGUCAGCUGAAGAUAUUAGACCAGCGACACAAGCAGAAAAUAAACCUGAAAGCACUAGAUGCUGUGCUCUUUGGUCCCCCAUUAAGUCUGCAACACAACUGGCUGAAGGACUUUGUGUUGAUGGUGUCCAUCCUGGUUGGACUGGGGGGCUGCUGGUUUGCCUACGUCCAGAACAAGUCUUCCAAGGUGCACAUGGGUCAGAUGAUGAAGGAUCUGGAGAGCCUACAGAGCGCCGAGCAGAGCCUCACGGAGCUCCAGGAACGUCUUGAGAAGGCCCAGGAGGAGAACCGCACGGUGGCGGUGGAGAAGCAGAACCUGGAGCAGAAGAUGAGGGACGAGAUAAACGGAGCCAAGAAGGAAGCGUACCGCCUAAGAGAGCUGCGCCAAGGGGCCGAAUGCGAGCUCAGCCGCCUCAAAUAUGCGGAGGAGGAGCUGGUCCAGGUGCGCAUGGCCCUGAAGCGGGCGGAGAAGGAAAUGCAGACGGAGUGGUCAUUGCCGGAGGCUCUACAGAUGUGGCUACAACUCACCCACGAGGUGGAGGUCCAAUACUACAACAUCAAGAAACAGAGUGCAGAGCUGCAGCUGACUGUUGCUAAGGAAGAGGCAGAUAAAAUAAAAAAGAAGAGGAGUUCUGUGUUCGGUACGCUUCAUGUCGCUCACAGUUCAUCGCUGGACGAAGUGGACCAUAAGAUCCUAGAGGCCAAAAAGUCCCUGUCAGAGGUCACGGCCUGCCUGAGGGAACGGCUCCACCGCUGGCAGCAGAUCGAGAAGCUGUGCGGCUUCCCGGUCGUCCACAACUCCGGCCUGCCGAGCCUGACCGCCGCCCUGUACUCGGACCACAGCUGGGUGGUGAUGCCGCGCGUCUCCGUGCCGCCCUACCCCAUCGCCGGCGGCGUAGACGACCUGGACGAGGACGCACCUCCCAUUAUCCCGCAGUUCAGCUCUGCCUCCAUGAUGAGGCCCCCCCUGACGCGGAACAGCAGCCUGUGUCGGUCCCGCCGGAGCCUGUACAGCACCCAGCAGUCUUCCAUGAUGUCUUCGGACCCGGACCUCCUCUCCAUGGCCAGUUCAGCCCUGUCGUACCACCCCGAGGCGGAGGAGGAGCAGAUCUUCAUGAUGGAGAGGAAGGGAGAUAAAGAACGAGACAACCAGGACACCAGUUCGGACACGGACUCUCUCAACUCGUCCAUAGGGAGGAAACAGUCCUACGCCAACCCCUGCACGCCGGGCCAGGAGACCCCGUACCGCAAGAUCUCCCGCGAGGAGCUGAUGCUGCUGAGCCAGCAGGAGCCCCAGCCCUACGUCCGGGACUCGCCCCCUCCCCAAGGAGGAGCCGGGUCCCCCUCCGCCCCCCCCCUCGGCCAGCCCCUCCCCGGCCCUGGAGCAACACACGCACACCCGCUCGCACAAACGGAAGGACUCCCCCGACCUCACCCGCGGAUCCCUGCCCGAGUCCCAAAGCGUGACCUUCACCCUCGGCUCGGGCGGCAAGGCGCUGUACAACGGCGUCCUGGAGAAGUCCUACAGCAUGGGCCAGCUGCCCGCGGGCAUGACGGGGGCGGGCGGUGCGGCGGAGGGCCGCCACCCCUCCCUCACCUCGCUGAACAAUGACGGCAAGGGGGCGGGGCCAAAGGAGCAGAAGCUACAGAGCACCUCCUCCCAGGACUCCUGUGACAACGGGGACAGGGUCAAGAGGUCGUCGUCAAAGAUCAAGAGCCUGUUCAAGAAGAAAAAGUAGCCUGAGAGAUGUGAGAGGUGUAGGGGAACGAAAAGGAAAAAGGGAUCACAAGAAAGUGGUUUUAGCCUUAAUGAAAAAGGGCCGUGUUCAAUUGAAGCUAACACAUUUCCAUUGCUCCUUCGUUCAUAUUUUUCCUUUUGGUGUUUUCCCAAAGAUGGAAUGUAGCUCUGUCUGGGCGCCUCCACGAUGACCUCUCCCAGGUCGGUAGCCUUAUUUCUCAACGCCUUUUUCUUUUGCUCACUCACAGCCUCACAGUUAAGCCUUCAAAGGUCACAGAAAGGUCAAGGGUCAUGCCAGCUGCUGUUGCAACUGUGAACAGCAUGGGGCUGCUCACUCAGUGUUCUGUUACUCUUUUUGAGUCAAGGAACCCAAAAAGGAACAUCACUUGUGUUCUAGCCGGGGGACUGAAGGGGGUUUAAAUCACGGGCUUAAAUCGUGGGCUUGCUAGCUCGAUGUCACGUCACAUGUCGUACAGAGGCUUAUGUACUUGACAAAUUUCCUUUGAGAAAUAAAAAAAAUCCUGCUGAAGUUUGUUGCACUACUGCUUUCCUGUUUUCUGGGAAAGGACCACCGCAGCUUGCGGAGUAAAUAUCGAUGUGUAGAUGAACAAUGACCGGAGAGGCAUUGGAGAUGCAACAACUGGUAGCUUAUUGCAGCUAAAACCACUCGAUGCGUAUCCCAUGUCACUAUGGAUACAGUGGCUCUCCAAAGUGUUCACCCCCCCCCC